This is a messenger RNA of Spodoptera litura, 977 nucleotides long. The record is from RefSeq and is a predicted model, not a curated record. Lineage: Eukaryota; Metazoa; Arthropoda; Insecta; Lepidoptera; Noctuidae.
AUGUCAACAAAUUCUAUCAAAACAAAGUGGUAAAAAAACUGUGUACAUUCGUUUUUCAAUAAAUAAUGGUUGAAAUGACUGAACUAACUAUUUUAUCGACAAUAAAAUGCAAGCAACAAGUAGUUCGCGCCGUCAGGUUCAACGUAGAUGGAACAUACUGCCUCACAUGUGGCGCCGACAAGAAAAUAAAGCUUUGGAACCCACAUCGACAAAUUCUAUUAAAAACCUAUGGAGGACAUGGUAACGAGGUGUUAGACGCGGCCGGAUCCUGCGACAGCAGUCAGAUAAUAUCGUGUAGUACAGAUAAAUCGGUUAUAUUAUGGGAUGUAACUACAGGACAACCUUUACGACGAUAUCGUGGCCAUGCCGGCUCUGUAACUUGCAUAAAAUACAAUGAAGAAUCCACAAUGGCAGUUUCAGGAUCAAUAGACAAUACAGUAUGUUUUUGGGACGUGAUCAGCCGUAGACAAGAACCAGUACAGGUUUUAAAAGAUGCAAAGGACACGAUCACAUCUAUACAGGUUACUGACCAUGAAGUUUUGACUACAUCGGUGGAUAGCCAUGUGAGGCUGUAUGAUAUUCGUGUUGGAAAGAUGAUUUCUGACUACAUCGGCCAUAUUAUUACUUAUGGGAACCUUACAAGAGACGGCCAAUGUUAUAUUCUAAGUUGUGCAGAUAAUACAAUAAAAUUAUUUGAUAAGGAAUCCGGAGAAAUAUUAAAUACCUUUGUUGGACAUGAGUGCAAAGAUUAUUUGUUAGAAAAUGCUGUGAAUGAGAAAGACAGUCAUAUAAUAUGUGGUUCUGCUACCGGAGAAGUUUUUUAUUAUGAUUUAAUAAGCAGUAAAUGUACUCAGAAGUUGAGGCAUAGUGAAAAUAGACCUGUUGUGUCAUUGAACCAUCAUCCAACUGAUAACUUUUUAAUUACGGCUUGUGAGGAUGAAAUCAAGUUGUGGGGGGUACAGACAAUGGAAGAAUAG